AUGCUGUGGCAAUACCUUUUGGUUCACACUUCGGUGUUCUCUGGCGCGUUGGCCGCGUCAUUGAGCCAUGUACUCCACGAGAAGAGAGAUAUCCCUUUGCCAGAAAUCAAACAACGCAUCGACGGUGACUCCAUAAUCCCUGUUCGAAUUGGUCUGCGACAGAGCAAUUUGCAUACUGGCUAUGAAAGACUUAUGGAAGUCUCUCAUCCUUCUUCGCAGAAUUACGGAAAGCAUCUGACUAAAGAAGAAGUUAAUUCAAUCUUCGCUCCAGUUGACGAGACUGUUGAUAUCGUCAAAAAUUGGCUCCUCGGUACUGGUCUUUUUGGUGAUGAUGAAAUCAUGCAUUAUGAAAACAAAGGAUGGCUCGCAAUCAACAUGCCUGCUAAGCAUGCCGAGACCUUGCUGGGAACUCACUUCUACGAGCUUGAAAGCCCUAACGGUGAUGUCCGAAUUGGUUGCGAGGAAUAUUAUCUUCCCGUACACGUUUCCAGCCAUGUCGACUACAUCAAGCCCGGAGUGAAGCUUUCUGCGCCCAUGAGAAAGAGACAAUUGAACCAGAAGCGUACCGUAUCCGGCUCAUCCCAUUCAAGUCAACGCCAUGUACCACACAUAAAACCACCACACUUUCCUAGCUGGGCCCUUCCACCGGCAGCUAAGGGAUUACCUCCUGAUCUCCAGAACUGCGGUGUCAAUAUCACUCCUACCUGUAUCAAGGCUAUGUAUCAUCUUCCCACAGCAAAACACAGCCAGCCAGAAAAUGCCAUGGGUCUGUACGAAACCUAUGAUUCAUUCUCCCAAGAGGAUAUAACUCUCUUCUUUGAGAACUAUGCGACCAAUGUUCCGAGUGGCACAAAACCCAAUGUGAUUUCCGUUGAUGGAGGCACCGCACCUGUUGCACCAGCUGAUGUGCGCAAUGGUGGAGAGUCCGACAUUGAUCUUGAUCUCGCUAUUUCCCUAAUUUACCCCCAGACCGUCACCGUGUAUCAAGUAGAUGAUCUACCAAAUUCCUCUGGCCAGACUGGAGAAGAUGGUUUUCUCAACACUUUCCUUGACAGUGUGGAUGGAAGUUAUUGCGAUUACUCGGCUUAUGGUAUCAAGGGUGACAGCCCUGGAAUCGAUGCAUCUUAUCCCGAUUCUCUCGCAGGUGGCUACACGGGCAAAAGGGAAUGUGGCACAUACAACCUUACUCGAGUUGUUUCCAUUUCCUACGGCGAGGCGGAGGUCUAUUUCCCCAAAGCAUACUUGGAGCGUCAAUGCAAUGAAAUCUUGAAGCUCGGUCUGCAGGGUCACACUAUUCUCGUUGCUAGCGGCGACUAUGGUGUAGCCAGCUUUCCCGGCAGUAACAAUGAUGAAUUUGGUUGUCUCAGCUCCGAUACUCAGAACGGAACCAUCUACAACCCCGACUAUCCAUCUGGAUGUCCGUACAUAACUGUAGUCGGCGCCACAAGAUUAUACCCCAGUGACACUGUUUACGACGCAGAAUCAGCCAUGCAAGUCAACUUGACUGCUUUCAACAUUGCCACAGGAGCUGGCCCAACUGAACCACCAUACGACUUCUUUGCGACUGGUGGUGGUUUCUCCAACUUUUUCGAACCGGCCUUUUUCCAGGCGGAAGCCGUUGCCGAGUAUCUCAGGAAGGACUUGCCAUACCAGAAAUUGCCCUACUAUGAGGUCAACGAUGCUGCUUCCAACAUAGGCGAGAAUGGCGGUGUUUACAAUCGCAAAGGCCGCGGAUAUCCAGAUGUCUCUGCAAACGGCGCCUUCUUGCUAACGUUUGUGAAUCAAACCCAAGGCACCUUCUUUGGUACCUCUCUGGCAUCGCCUCUCUUUGGAGCUGUGGUUACUUUGCUUAAUGAGGAGCGUACUGCGGUGGGCAAAGGACCGAUUGGGUUUAUUAAUCCUGCGCUAUAUGCUAACCCAUCUAUCUUGAAUGAUAUCACCAACGGCUCGAAUCCCAACUGCGGCUCCGGGGGCUUCCAAGCAUCCGAAGGAUGGGACCCUGUAACCGGUCUUGGAACACCAAACUACCCUCGCAUGUUGGAGUACUUCCUCAGUCUGCCAUAG
Molecule: messenger RNA, 2064 nt
Organism: Talaromyces marneffei
Lineage: Eukaryota; Fungi; Ascomycota; Eurotiomycetes; Eurotiales; Trichocomaceae
Exons: 3
Coding region: 1-2064 (687 amino acids)
Biological process (GO): proteolysis
Molecular function (GO): serine-type endopeptidase activity; tripeptidyl-peptidase activity
Source: RefSeq, a predicted model, not a curated record